UUUUGACCUUGCCACUACAGCUUUUGUGGAACAAUAGACCAUGAUGUGGAAUCCCUAUCACAAUAUAUAUUGUCCGGUACUAUAUGAAGUCUGGAUUUUUCAACCCCGGGUGUUUCUUACCAGUCCAACGAUCUUGUCACUUGCAAGCUUCACGAAAUAUCUAAUACCAUCAGAAUCAGAAUGCGAUACCCAACUCCCUCAUCAACCAAGCCAUCUGAAAGUUCGCGGGCUAUAAAACAUCCUUCUCGAUCCCCUAAAAUAAAUGCUACCCCCUCCAAAGGUGUCCAUGCCCGCAAGCAUGUUCUCAAAGCAUCCAAGAAUCGACGUGCUUCGCAUUAUGAUCCCAAACCGCCAUGUAUUACAGUCCACGGGUUACCUGGUAAUACUGGUGGUCUCUUACCACCCGAUGCAGUAGACCCUCGCCCACCCGCGCUUCCCUUGGACGGUUUCGAAUGUAUUCGCACAUUAGGUGAUGGAGCUUAUGGUCAUGUGCUACUCGUACGAGUGCGUGACCAACCCAACUCAGGGAAACUGGCGCGGCCAGGAGCCUUAUUUGCAGUCAAAGUUCUUUCCAAAGAAAGGACGAAGACCACAGAUCAGAAAUACCCCGCGGAUACUAAUUCAGAGAGGAUGCACCUAUCGGCAUUGCCCUGGAGUCCCUGGGUGAAUGGUGUCGUAGGCGCAUUCAAAGAUGAAUUUAACCUUUACCUUAUGCUCGAGUUUAUACCGAGUGGGUGUUUCUACGACGUUAUCCAAACGCGUGGCCCUUUCGACGCUGCAACUGCCCGGUUCUAUUUCGCCAAUAUCGUAUCUGGGGUUUAUUUCCUCCAUAGCGAGAAAAUUGUGCAUCGUGAUCUCAAACCAGCAAAUAUCCUCGUUAGACCCGAUGGGUACUUGGCCAUCGCAGACUUUGGAUACGCCCGUUUGGACGAGAUCGGGAGCGACGCAACCACAGAUUGGCUAAUGAUCGGGACACCAAUCUACAUGGCUCCCGAGACCUUAUGUUACCAACAUAUGACAGGAUACAGUGUUGACUGGUGGGCGGCAGGCGUUACAUUGUAUGAAAUGCUCACGAAGAGGACGCCAUUCUUCGGUACAGACGAAAACAAAAUAUAUAAAAGGAUUUCCUUAGGGAAGUACAAGUGGCCUAAAGGCCUCCGCUUGUGCGCAUCCCUCAAGUCCAUUGUCGCAGGGCUCCUGACCACGACGGCCGAGGAUCGUCUGGGUAUUAAGAGUUCCGUUCUCGAGCACCCAUGGCUCGACAACAUUGAUUUUGAUAAAUUGGAUGCCGGGAACUACAUGGCCCCUUGGAUCCCUGAAGCACCUGCGCCCACCCAGACGUGGUUAAACAGGGGCCUUCCGCCCCAGCAUUGCAUUCCUGGACUCAAAGUUUGCGUACCAGCUGUGCAUCGCGAGUGGGAUGACCGUCUACGCAAGAAAAAAUUACCUAAAUUUGCGGAUCAGUUGUGCACCGCGAGUAGAUACAGGAAGCAAUUACCUACCUAGCUAAUACCAGCUGCCAUGUCUCUUUCAUCGUUAAUUACCGCAUGUUCAUACUUUCUUAUAUUUCUUUUUGAUGGUCAAAUCAAACCUGGUUUUCACUUC
Messenger RNA from Suillus bovinus, 1605 nucleotides. RefSeq names its product kinase-like domain-containing protein. The record is from RefSeq and is a predicted model, not a curated record. NCBI's taxonomy places the organism in Eukaryota, Fungi, Basidiomycota, Agaricomycetes, Boletales, Suillaceae. Gene Ontology annotation, cellular component: cAMP-dependent protein kinase complex. Bases 181 to 1506 code for a protein of 441 amino acids. Gene Ontology annotation, biological process: signal transduction; peptidyl-serine phosphorylation. The transcript is spliced from 6 exons. Gene Ontology annotation, molecular function: cAMP-dependent protein kinase activity; ATP binding.